AUGAAUCGGAGCAGCUUCCUUGUUGUCUUUAUUACUGUUCUUUUGCUUCCGAUCUCAACAGUCCCAGCGAGAACCCGGCAGGGCAAGCACGUACAUCAUGUCAACAAAAACAAUGGAGCUGGCAAACUGAAACUGAAGUUCUACCAGAAGAGCUGCCCACUCGCAGAUGCCAUAGUGAGGAACAUUACAUGGAGCAGAGUUAAAGCCGACCGUACCUUGGCUGCUAAGAUCCUGAGGCUCCAGUUCCACGACUGUUUUGUCAGGGGUUGUGAUGCAUCCAUCUUAUUGGAUUCUGUUAAUGGCGAGGCUGUGGAGAAAAAUGCCAUCCCAAACCACUCUCUCUCGGGAUAUAAUGUCAUUGAUGAGAUAAAGUCGGAGCUCGAGGAGAAAUGUCCCGAGACAGUCUCAUGCGCCGAUAAUUUAGCGCUUGCAGCUCGGGAUGCGGUGUCUUACCAGUUUGGAAAGACCCUAUGGAAAGUGUUCACUGGGAGGAGAGAUGGGAGAGUGUCAUCUGCUUCUGAAGUUUUGAGCAAAAUUCCAGGGGGAGCAUCAAACUUCACCACACUCCAAAAACAGUUCUCUGACAACGGCCUCGAUGUCCCGGACCUUGUCGCUUUAUCUGGUGCCCAUACCAUUGGGGUGGCACGCUGCGUUGUGAUCUCCAGAAGGCUCUUCAAUUUCACUGGGAAGGGCGACACCGACCCUUCGCUCGACCCAGGAUACGUGAAAGAACUGAAGGAGAAAUGUGCCAACCCUCCCCACAAUCCGACAACCACGGUAGUCGAGUUUGAUCCGAAGAGCUCUCUCUCUUUUGACAGUCACUAUUUCGUCGCCCUAAGCAAGCAUCAGGGCCUUCUUCAAUCGGAUGCGACCUUGCUCACCAACCCGACAUCGGCUUCUUACGUGAAAGCUUUUCAGAAUUUCGAAGAUUUUAUGGCUCAGUUCGGGGAGUCUAUGAAGAAGAUGGGAAACAUAGGAGUUUUGACCCAAAACCAGGGAGAGAUCAGGAAGAAUUGCCGAGUUGUCAACUAA
Messenger RNA from Punica granatum (pomegranate), 1032 nucleotides. The record is from RefSeq and is a predicted model, not a curated record. Lineage: Eukaryota; Viridiplantae; Streptophyta; Magnoliopsida; Myrtales; Lythraceae.